Messenger RNA from Colletotrichum lupini, 2262 nucleotides. RefSeq lists its product as uncharacterized. Lineage: Eukaryota; Fungi; Ascomycota; Sordariomycetes; Glomerellales; Glomerellaceae. The record is from RefSeq and is a predicted model, not a curated record. The transcript has 11 exons. Bases 1 to 2262 code for a protein of 753 amino acids.
AUGGCCCCAGGACCGGCUCGCAAGCUUAUCGUCGACGUAUUAGCCACACUACAGGAGCUCCCUGAGACGCUUACUGGUCAAUGGACAACCAUCAGACGCAGUUGCGGGGCAAGAGAUAAAGCUCCCUCCGCCCUUCUCCAAUGUCAUGAUGCUUGCAAGAUCAGCGAAGAUGCUUGGUUCGAGCUUCGAUUGGCUUCGAGUUUUGGAGUACCCGGCCACCGCACUCCAGACGAAGAACCCUCAGAUCAAGCGGUGCUGCAUGUAGUGACAGGGUUCUGCCUACUACCCAGGCAACAAGACGCCGUCGGCGAAGCCAUUGCCGUGGGGAGAACGGUCCAAGUGUCUGUUCCUAGGAUGCUAGGUCCAAGGAUGGACGGUCUGGAUGCUGUGAGCAGGGCGGGGUCAAGUUGGAGUGUUGUCGGUAUUAUGAUGCAAACUCUGAACGAGAUAAGCCAGAAUCGGUUCCCCAGAUGCACCUUCUGCAGGGCCUUCGGCCAGGUCUUGAAGAACAAGUCUGUAGCGUCGAUAGCACCAACCCGGUUCCGCGGGGAAGCGCCUGUUGAGCUGGAACGAGCAGAAAAGUUCCUCCAGAUGGGAGUCCUCGUCGAUGACGCGCUUACCCGAAUAGGAAAACAAGCAGUAACGGCCACCUCGGUGCACUUGCAACCCGUCAUGCACACUCUCGCCUGGAGAGAAAUCGACAACGGCGAUGAUAUGCGACAUAUCGAUAAGGACGAUAUGUUAUUCCAAGCAUGGGCAUCGACCACCGCCCAGGAUCUCAGCUCUUACCUGCUCAACCGUCAACGGAGGAUUGUCCCUUGCUCCGGCUCAUCAGCACGUGCUGAGGUGCCGGAUCCGUCAUGGCAUCGCCGCUCAUGGAACUUGGCCUGGCGUUCACGGCGGAGCCCGGGAGUGCUCCGCCCCGGCGCCAUCCUGCGCCCGUUGAGCUUGCCCCGGCUGAAACAACCCGAAUCCGGCACCUCUUCGACUGACAAAAAUGCGCGGUACGGUCAUAUGUUUUACUGUUGCAGCGGAACAUCGGCUGGACUCUGGAAACUUCAACCACGGAAGACGAAAUACCCCGCGCGACAGCUUGUCAGAACAGCAUUUGCCGAAGCCAGGAUGAUGACUGCGCAGUACCUACGGCACGGUCGCAAUUUUCUUCUCUCUUUCUUCCUUCCUUUCUUUCUUUCUUCUCGCACCUCGGCGGGGCGAGCUGAACUAUGGCUGCUGCUCUGUAAUCAUGGCAGCGCUGCCUAUCGUAUCUUUUUCUCCCAAGUCAAUUUGCCGUCCCCGGCUCCCUGUGCAUCCUUUGCAGUGGCUCUGUUUCCAAAUCUGCACCUUGUCUCAUGCAGCAAGCCGUGGCAGGUCGCUGAUUCGCCUCGGGGUUUGUUGGAGGUCAUGCAGCACUGGGAAAAGUGGUUACGACUUCUUUGUUGCUGCAUCUGCGUUGUUUUUGAUUCAUACGGGAGCCCGGAUGGCGUCGUUCAACCGGGCACGGAAAUAGCUUACCGCAAGAUAUGCAGCCUAAGAGAUACGUGGGAUGCCACGCCGGCCUUCUCUCAGCCAACUAGGAAGGAUGCCUCAUCAAAAAGUUUUGACACGCACAAGCUCUCAGAAUCCAUACCUAUGGGCUGGAAAGUGCGAGCGACUCCCUAUUGGGCGAUGUGGCUUGCAGAACAUGUGGCCGAAUCGGUCGGCAAGGGGAGAAAAGCAGUGCGCUACGGCGACAGCUGGGAACUUGGGAUGGUGGAAGAGUUCCUCAUUCGGCCCCCCUGGCGGAGCUACUGCUGCUGGGCCACACGCGCCUUACCUCUUGGUAUCCUGGCAGAAUUGUGCAUCACGAGACGAACUCGAUGCGACUGGACGACAAAAGGGGGGAGGGGGACGACGAUAUCAGUAGUGCUCGUACGGAGGAGAGAGUACACAGUAGAGAACUGCAAGUGCAAGUAUCUUGGACCAUGGCUGGGGAGUGAAACAACUCUGUGCAAGAAGCUUUUGCCUGGCUGUUCGUUCCUUUCCCCGCCACCCGAAUUUUCUCUCGCCAACUUUCUCUGCCUUCUUUUGGACUUGAGACUUGGAGCGCGACUGCUACCUGACAGGAGGAACCUACUAGGAAUCUCCUUGACUCGGCAGGUUUGGAAAGGCCCCGAAUCCACCGUCCACGCGGAACACGCACAGUUUGCGACGGGGCUGCCCAGUCUUUUUUCGCGCGCAGCCGUCAAGAAACGAACAGGUUGGACCCACGUACCAUCGGACUGA